Trichoderma virens Gv29-8 is the source of this 3591-nucleotide messenger RNA. RefSeq lists its product as uncharacterized. Lineage: Eukaryota; Fungi; Ascomycota; Sordariomycetes; Hypocreales; Hypocreaceae. The record is from RefSeq and is a predicted model, not a curated record. The transcript has 3 exons. The coding region runs from base 299 to 3469 and encodes 1056 amino acids. Gene Ontology annotation, molecular function: metal ion binding.
CGACUAUUUAAAUCCCAUUGCUGUCAGCCUUCCGCCUUUGGUCUCGUCUCUUCAGGCAAAGAGACAUUCCAUAAGCAAUCGUUGCCCCUCUUCGAUCAGCAGACGGAGGGCCUCUUCUCUUCUCUUCCCACCUCCUGUUGGCUUACCAGCGGGGUAGAUUGAGCAGGUAGCUUAACAAACGCUGUUCAGGCAAUUUCAUCUUCGCCGGGUAGAGCACAGUUUGCUCUGUCUCUCGAUAGCAAGGCGUCGUUGUGUUUGGUCUGGCUGGAAGGGGCACCCUUUCUCGGAAGACUCCAGGAUGCCGUCACAAAAGAUAAAGCCCAGUUUCCGCAAGGUUCAAACCUUCAAGACCGAUUACGCGCCCUGCACAAUCACUCAAUAUGUGUCCGAGCGGAGUGGUAUGCAGGUCGUAGUGGCUGACCGCAAGGGGCCAAAGAUCAAUGGCUACUUCACCCUGGCCACCGAGAUCUUCGACGAUUCUGGAGCCCCACAUACCCUUGAGCAUCUAAUCUUCAUGGGCUCCAAGAAUUACCAGUGGAAAGGCCUUCUGGACAAGCUGUCUUCCCGCGCGUACUCUAGCACGAACGCCUGGACUGCCACCGAUCACACAGCCUAUACCCUUGAGACAGCUGGCUGGGAUGGUUUUGCCCAGAUCCUCCCCGUCUACUUGGAGCAUGUGAUCCUACCUACGAUUACCGACGACGGUAUUGUCACCGAAGUUUGGCACAUCGAUGGCGAGGGUAACGAUGCAGGUGUCGUGUACUCGGAAAUGCAGGCUGUGGAGAAUCGCAGCACCGAAAUCAUGGAUCUGAAGGCCCGCCGGCUUUUAUACCCAGAAAACGUCGGUUUUCGGUACGAAACAGGCGGCAUGACGGAGGCUUUGCGAGUUCUUACCCCUGAGCGCAUUCGCCAAUUCCACAGGGACAUGUAUCAGCCGCGCAACUUGUGCGUUGUUAUUGUAGGCGAAGCUGAUCACGAGAACCUCCUGGAAAUCCUAGAUGCAUUCGAGGAAAGUAUCAAAGAUGAUAUUCCUGCCCUCGAUACCCCAUUCAAAAGGCCCUGGACAGACUCAGCUCAGCCGCCCGUCCUCAAAGAAAGCAUUGUCACGACAGCAGAGUUCCCAGAGGAGGACGAGUCCGUUGGUGAAAUCCUCAUUGGCUUUUUCGGUCCUCCUUGUACCGAUGUUCUUGCUACAUCGGCUCUUAACAUUCUUCUUACGUAUCUUUGUGGUUCAUCGGUCUCCGUAUUGGAAAACACACUUGUUGAACGGGAGGAACUAGCAAGCUCUGUAUCAUACUGGUGGGAAUCCAGACCGAACUCGCUCAUUUGGCUGCAGCCCACCGGUGUGGCAACGGAGAAGCUGGCCUUUGUAGAGAAGCGUCUUUUUGAAGUCUUGAAGGAUGUUGUGUCAAAGCCCUUGGACAUGGAUUACAUGAGAGAGUGCAUUCGAAGAGAGAAGCGACAGGUCAAGUAUCAUGCUGAGACGUCAGAAUCAUUCUACUCUACCAACAUCAUUACCGACUACCUCUUUGGAAAACGCGACGGCUCCACGCUCAAGGAACUGGAAACUUUGGCAGAGUAUGAUGUUCUUGAAAAAUGGUCGGAUGAAGAAUGGCGAGCAUUCAUGAGAGAGUGGAUGGCUGAUGCUCAUCACAUCUCCAUCUUGGGUAAGCCAUCUCUGGAAUUGGCCACCAAGAUCAAGAGUGACCAUGAAGCUCGUAUCGCCAAGCGCAAAGAGGAACUUGGAGCAGAUGGGCUGCAAAAGCUCGCACAAAGACUCGAAGAAGCCAAGAGCAAAAAUGAUGCACCAAUCCCACCUGAGGUAAUUGAUCGCUGGGCUGUUCCCGGCACAGAGUCGAUUCACUUCAUAGAAUCAGAUACUGCUCGCUCCGGCAAUGCCAAGUCUGUUGGCCUGGGUCCCGGACGUGCGCAGGAGCUCAUCAAUGCUGCUUCGGAUGGCAAGCUACCGCUUUUCAUUCAGUUCGAGGAUGUACCUACAAACUUCGUCCACAUCACUCUUCACGUUGGCACAUCUAAAGUCCCUGUUCACCUGAAGCCCCUGAUAUCAAUCUUUAGUGACAAUUUCUUCAACACCCACAUCACACGGGAUGGGCAGAAGAUCAACUUUGAGCAGGUCGUCAUGGAGCUGGAGAGAGACAGUGUUGGCUACGACAUUGGAAGCUCUCGACAGCUUGGUGACACAGAAGGAUACAUGAUUCAGUUCCAGGCGGAGCCCGAAAAAUAUGAUGCCGCUGUCAACUGGCUUCGUACUAUGAUGUUCGACUCCGUCUUCGACCCUGUCCGAAUCAAGGCAGCUGUUAUGAAAGCCUUGGCUGACAUCCCAGAAUCCAAGCGUGAUGGGCGCAGCAUGGCCGCUGAAGUGGACACAGCCAUUCACACGGAAAAGUCUACUCUUACAGCUGCCAGACGGGUUGUUGUUAAGGCGGUCUACCUCAAGCGUAUUAAGAAGCUCUUGAAGAAGAAACCAGACCAGGUUGUGGAGUGGUUCAAUGAGAUCCGUAACUCUCUUUUCACAUUUGAAAAUUUGAGAGUCCUUGUCACGGCGAAUUUGCAAAAUCUCCCCAACCCCAUCACUACUUGGGAUUCGCUCUCCACAGCGCUCAAGUCACAGAAUGAGUCUAUGGCUCCUAUUCCAAAGCCAUCGAGUAUUUUGAACGAGGAAGGAAAGGCUCCCGGUUCUGUGGGUGCCACGAUCAUCCCCAUGACAGCUCUUGACAGCUCUUUCUCCGUGAGCACUGCCCCUGGCCUCUCUUCAUUUUCAGAUCCUAUGGUGCCUGCCCUUAUGGUAGCAGUAGGAUACCUCGAGACAGUAGAGGGACCUCUGUGGAAUGCUGUCCGCGGCGCCGGGUACGCCUACGGCACCUUCUUCACGCGCAACGUUGAAAGCGGAGUCAUAUCCUUCAAAGUGUACCGCUCUCCAGACGCGUCCAAGGCCAUCAUUGCUUCACGGGAUGCCAUUCAGAAGAUUGCCAACGGCGACGUGCCAAUUGACAAGCACCUGCUGGAAGGCACCAUCAGCCAGAUUGUGGUCACCUUUGCAGACGAGCAGUCCACCAUGCCCAGCGCUGCCCAGCAGAAUUUCGUCCAGAGCGUGUUCAAGGGGCUGCCCAAGGAUUGGAGCAAGGUUAUCUUGAAGCGCGUUAGAGAAGUAACCGAGGACGAGAUUCGACAGGCACUCAAGGACUUCGUCAUGCCUUGCUUUGAGCCGGGCAAGAGCAAUGUCGUGAUUACGUGCGCCAAACUAAUGCAAGAGGGUAUCGAAACUGCAUUCAAGGGUAUGGGCUACAAGGUCCAGACUCAUGAGCUCAGUCACUUUCACGAUGACUACGGUUUGGAUGCUGGUGAUGACGAGGAGGAAGAUGAGGAUGAGGACGACGAAGAUGACGAUGAAGAUGAGUUUGAUGAUGAGGAGGGGAGCGAAGAGGAUGAGGAUGAGGACAAGGACUAGAUAUCUGGGUUAGAUGGACACAAAGCCCCAAGGGCAGGCUCUCCGACCUCCAGCAUAGGCUCGUAUAGAGUAACAUAGGCAACUAGAAACAUGCUGCAAGAUGGUACGAAUGCACAUUUACG